AUGUUUACCAUUAUCCUGACUGUUGUAAAAAUUAUAGCUAUCCUUUUGGAAAUAGCUAUAAUAUCGAUUAUACACGACGUUUCAACUGAUAAAACAUUAACUUGUCCUCUUUCUCUUGAUCCAAAAGCCAAAAGAAACGCUACACAUUCGAUCUCAGUGGCCCGCGAUAAAUAUUACAAGUACUGUAAUAUAACCACAUUAGACAAUUCAAACCACAGUGUUUUCCCAUUGAGUUCACCUGGAGUGGACGCUUUAUAUUAUGGAACUAUCAAAGUUGGAACUCCUGCCCAGCCAAUUAAUGUGAUUAUUGAUAGUGGUUCUUCAGAUUUUUGGUUCGCAUCCACAUCUUGUAAAAAUUGUCAGACCUCCAAUAUUCUGUUUAAUCCUUUAAUAUCGACGACAUUUGUAUCCACAAACGAUUCUUGGUCAAUUGAAUACGCCGAUAGAAGUUUUGCCCAAGGUUUUGUCGCUUAUGAUACCGUUAUGAUUAGCAAUAUAUCGAUUAUUGGACAAAGUGUCGAGAUUGCCAUAAAUACCACCGCUCUUAUGGAAAACACUACGAUCAAUGGCAUAAUGGGUCUAGCAUUCGACUCUUUGACACACACAAAAGGUGUUGAGACACCUAUAAAAAGCAUGAUCAGCCAAGGUUUAAUCAACUACCCUGUCUUCGGAUUAUUCUUAGGAAAAGAAUCGAAUGGAACUAAUGACAGCAUAGGCAACAAUGGCGAGAUUAUAUUUGGCGGCUACAAUCCCGACCACAUUAAUGGAACCUUGAUUGAGGUCCCUGUUGACAAUUCGCUCGGUCUUUGGGAAAUCGAUAUACGUGCCACAACUGCUGGUAUAGAGCCUUUCAUUAGAAACAUUGGUCAUUUUCAAGGAGUCCUAGACACAGGCACCACUUUAAUGUUAUUUCCAAGUCGUAUGGCCACUAAAGUUGCUGAAGCAUACAACGCAAUAGAUAAGAAAGAUGGCACAUACACCAUAAGCUGUAACAGUUCCGAGCUGUCUCCUCUUACUUUUACUAUCGGGGACUCUGACUUUUCUAUUCCUCCUGCGGAUCUUAUUUACACAAAGGACGGAUCAUCUUGUAUAGCAGGAUUUGGGUCUAUUGAUGCCCCGUUUGGUAUUCUUGGCGAUGUUUUUCUCAAAAGCCAUUACAUAAUAUUUGACCACGAGAAACCCAGCGUUUAUAUUGCCCCUUCAAAAUAG
Messenger RNA from Phycomyces blakesleeanus NRRL 1555(-), 1209 nucleotides. RefSeq lists its product as hypothetical. Bases 1 to 1209 code for a protein of 402 amino acids. Gene Ontology annotation, molecular function: aspartic-type endopeptidase activity. Gene Ontology annotation, biological process: proteolysis. Lineage: Eukaryota; Fungi; Mucoromycota; Mucoromycetes; Mucorales; Phycomycetaceae. The transcript is spliced from 4 exons. The record is from RefSeq and is a predicted model, not a curated record.